Trichomonas vaginalis G3 is the source of this 733-nucleotide messenger RNA. RefSeq names its product DDE endonuclease family. The transcript has a single exon. Lineage: Eukaryota; Parabasalia; Trichomonadida; Trichomonadidae. The annotation marks the transcript as partial. The record is from RefSeq and is a predicted model, not a curated record.
AUGCAACCAAGAACACGAAUUCCCGAGUUUGCAGAAUUAGAAAACUAUAAAAAUCUUGGGCUAUUGACCCAGAUGCAACUCGAUUUACUCUAUCGAAGAGUAAAUGGCGAGUCUUAUCAACAAAUACGGAAUGUUUACUCAAUUUCAAAGACGACAGUAGCACGCGCAAUCAUGCGCACUGCUACUUGUCGUUCAUGGACAAAAGGUCAGUCAGGGGGUGGUAUGACCCUUUUGUCACUACCAGAUGAAAUGCAGUUCAAAAAACUUGUUCAAGAGAUGGCAGACGACUUGAACUGUAUUACAACAUCAAUGGCCAUUGCUGUCUGUACGGAAUUACAAAAUAGGAGAUUAAAAUUUGCGGCGCGGGUACUAAUCGCUGCAAGAUGCCCGCAUCUUCUAGCGAAGCUCGAUGAUUACUGCCCAUCGCCAUCCCGUGGCUGGCUUAAUCAUAUCGCCACAAGAUUGUCAAUUCGGAUUGUGAGCUCCCAACCUAUUGAUAUGCUCCGACGCUCUACCUGUGACGCAAACCAUAUUCGCCAAUUUUUCCUCUCCAAGCAUAGAUACUUUGCCCGCAGGAAGAAGUUUAUUGCGAAUAUGGACGAGACAAUGCUCUAUUCCAAACGUCGCUAUAAAGUUCUUACUGCUGGCCGGAAUCGCCCAGUUCGCGCUGAAAAGUCUCAGCUUCCACAUCUUACAGGGGUCUGUACCAUCUUUGCAGAUGGUACAACUAUGA